This is a messenger RNA of Brugia malayi, 318 nucleotides long. Its product is annotated as keratinocyte associated protein 2, putative. The coding region runs from base 1 to 318 and encodes 105 amino acids. The transcript is spliced from 3 exons. NCBI's taxonomy places the organism in Eukaryota, Metazoa, Nematoda, Chromadorea, Rhabditida, Onchocercidae. The record is from RefSeq and is a predicted model, not a curated record.
AUGAAAAAUGAUUUAGCGGCUUCCAAAGUAGGAACAUUAACUGCUGGUGCUUUGGGUUCCUUAAUUUUUGUGUUUUUGCUCACAGCUUUGUCAAAUUUUCAAAUGUCUUCAAUCGGUGAGCAGGUGAAAGUUGGGCUUACCGAAGUCUUCUUAUGUCUAGCUAUUGCUGUCAUUGCUUCGGCUACUAUUCAUCGAGUUGCCAUAACGGUUUGUAUUCUGUUCUCCGUGUUUUUAUUGUUUUUAUUGACUGGAAUUAGUCAGACGAGGUAUACAACGACAGUUGUGCAACAAGUCACACAACAGCGGAAGAAAAAGUAG